AUGAAGCUUCAAGACAUUGCGCAACGACCUAUCAGACUCGACCGCCAGGAAAUAUCUGGAUUUAGUAAGAUCGCGACACUGAAGAACUGGACCCAAGGCACAUCCCCAACUGAUAACUCGGCAUAUAAUGUCCUGAUCGCGUCUUCUAUCCGGAACACAGAAGUCCCGACUGACAAGGCCUAUGCCCUGAUGGGUAUUCUCAAUGUCAGGUUCCCCGCCUUUCCAGCUGAAGGAUUGCCCAGGGCUCUGAGCCGACUAUUCGAUGAGAAAAUCAUUGUUUCCAAUGAUAUAUCUAUCUUCAAUUGGUCUGGCAAGUACUUUGGCAGUGCCAUACAGGGUCGCUCGCUGUAUCCUUCUUGUAUUGAGGCAUAUCAAAACCAUGCGGCGGUUGCGUCACGACCCGGGGAUAGAGACAUUAACAAGCUGGUGCUUGAUAUAUCUGGGAGUGACCGACCAAAAAAGGAGAGGAUUAUCAAGUUGAUCGUCGGGAUACUAUUGAAUGACAUGUUUAAAUUGGUCAAGGCGAUGGAUUACAAAGCUCUUCAUGAUGGAUUUAUUGAGGUUUUCGUUCAGCUUAUCACAUCGAUAAGGCUACUGCCACUUGAUGAACUUGAAAAAGUGAAUGAGGAGCUAGGAGAUCUUCAAAGCAAAAUCAUGGAUUUGAGCGAGAGUUAUGAGAAGGAGAAACGAAACAAAAAGCAGCAUCGACAUGAUUCAGAGGAGAAUAUUUCAGGCAGCCCCAAUGAGUGUCAGAAAGACGAGGUUCGACCACAUGUGGAAGAAGAAGAGUCACAGAGAAAUACUCAAUGUGAGAUUCAGCCUACUGCUGAGAACAAUGCUUCAUGCAGCCCCAAUGAGUAUCAGGAAGACAACAUCGAGCCACCCCGGGAAGAAGAGGGUUCACAGAAAAAGGGGAGUCGAUUGGGGAUCAGAAGGAAAGUAGCCAAAAUGACCAGCGAACUUUCCGCGCCGAUGAACAAAUUAGUAAAAAACGAAUCGCCUUUAUCGCUUCUUGAUAAGCUGAAGGCCAAGAAAACACCUGAGACCCCCAAGGAGCCCAGUGAAUUCGAGAAGAAAAUGUCGGUUUUCAGAAAUGAGUUAGAAGAGAUUGAAAAACGUCUGAAUGGGAUGAAAAAAGUGUCACCUGAAGCAGACGAACACAGUAUCUCAUUCACAGUUACCGACUCCAUUCGCAAGCCUCUGGACUUUACUGCGCUUGAAUCAAAAUGCCACAAUCCUAUUGUUAUCAGCAGCUCCGGGAUAAGUGGGACAUUUGACAUCCAGCGUAUUUUUGUGACCAUGCUAGAUCCAAAACAGCUUCGUGCACAGAUCAAGAAAUCAGUUAGCGGCCAAACUAUUGAGGGUUGGUGCACUGUCAGUACGGGGUUUGCCUACCUUCUUGUCAACUUCAAUUGUGAAAAGGAUAUCCUGGAACAGCAGCUGGACAUGAGCGAGGUCAUUCAAGAGACUCUUCUGAAGGACCCAAGGACAGAAUUAAUUCUUGAUUAUCCACUUGAUGAAACAUCCAGCAUUAUAACAUCAACUCCCUUGGGCGAAACUAUGGAAAAGGUCAAAGAGAAGCAAAAGGAAAAACAGGAUGACUCCUCAAUCUCUGGAGAGGCAGGAGGAAUAAAAAAGGAGCAAAGUGACGCCCAGAGACUUCUCGUAAAGUGCAUCGAUAUGAUUCAAGAACCAGACCUUCAUGCUGUGGCAGGAGAGUGGGUUCUAGCUCGAUUCUCCGAUGUCCCAGCAGCAGAAUGGUUCUUGGGUCGACUGGAGCUGGGUACAGGCAACAAAUUUUACGCCCGACGAAUUUCAACCGAUGGGUUCACAUUUGCAAAUGCGAUUCCGUCAAAAGGUCUUACAGAGUACUGGGAGCAGGUGAUGAUGGGAAAGAAGGAUAUUGCGUGUGAUGCUCUGCUAUAUGCUAUGGAAUCAAAGCGUAUGCGUCACGAUGCAGAUAAUUACGUCAAGGGUAAGGAGCAAAAAGACACUGAAAGCUCAAAAGGGAGUGAUUCGCAGGCUCGCACAUCUUUGAUUCCUACCGUCAUUCAAAAAUUGGCAAAAGGCGCUGCUCGACUGGGUGCCUGGAGUAUUCAUCAAAUCGCAGACGAUAUGAUAGAAAAUGUCGAUUCCUACUCGCUGAAGAACGUCCCUUCUCAGCUACACUCUGCUGUUUUAGCUCUGGGCUCGACAGAUUUGGAGGGAUUGAAGCCGGCUAUGUUCCGUUCUGGAAUUAACAUCCAUAUGUUCUGA
This is a messenger RNA of Penicillium malachiteum, 2256 nucleotides long. RefSeq lists its product as uncharacterized. The coding region runs from base 1 to 2256 and encodes 751 amino acids. The record is from RefSeq and is a predicted model, not a curated record. The transcript has a single exon. Lineage: Eukaryota; Fungi; Ascomycota; Eurotiomycetes; Eurotiales; Aspergillaceae.